AACACAAUCUCAAAACACUAAAAAAUGGCAACGUCCGGUAAUAAUCGCCGUCCUCCUCCUCACUACUUGCUAGUAACUUUCCCGGCGCAAGGUCACAUAAACCCGGCGCUCCAACUAGCCAACCGCCUCAUCCACCACGGCGCGACAGUCACAUACUCCACAGCCAUCUCAGCUCACCGUCGUAUGGGCGAACCACCUUCCACAAAAGGCCUAUCAUUCGCGUGGUUCACCGACGGAUUCGACGACGGUCUCAAGUCCUUCGAAGACCAGAAGAUCUACACGUCAGAACUCAAACGUUGCGGUUCAAACGCACUGAGAGACAUCAUCAGAGCCAAUCUUGACUCCAAAACAGAACCAAUCACCGGCGUAAUCUACUCUGUUCUCGUCCCGUGGGUUUCCUCGGUAGCGCGUGAGUUUCACCUCCCGACUACACUUCUCUGGAUCGAACCAGCUACUGUACUAGACAUCUACUACUACUACUUCAACACAUCUUUCAAACACCUCUUCGACGUUAACCCGAUCAAACUACCAAAACUGCCACUCAUCACCACCGAAGACCUCCCGUCGUUUCUACAACCCUUCAAGGCGAUACCAUCCGCUCUUGUAACACUAAAAGAACACGUCGAAGCUCUCGAGUCAGAAUCAAACCCUAAGAUUCUUGUGAACACGUUCUCUGCUUUAGAACACGAUGCUUUAACCUCCGUUGAGAAACUCAACAUGAUUCCCAUAGGACCUUUAGUUUCCUCCUCCUCGGACGGUAAAACCGAUCUUUUCAAAUCUUCCGACGUGGAUUACACGAAAUGGCUUGACUCAAAGCUCGAAAACUCCGUGAUUUACAUAUCUUUGGGAACACACGCCGAUGAUUUACCGGAGAAACACAUGGAGGCGCUUACUCACGGCGUGUUAGCCACUAACCGACCGUAUUUAUGGAUCGUGAGGGAGAAAAAUCCAGAAGAGAAGAAGAAGAAUCGGUUUCUUGAAUUGAUCAGAGGAGAGGGACGAGGCUUGGUGGUGGGAUGGUGUUCUCAGACGGCGGUUUUAGGGCAUCGUUCAGUGGGGUGUUUUGUGACUCAUUGCGGUUGGAACUCGACGUUGGAGAGUUUAGAGAGCGGUGUUCCGGUGGUUGCGUUUCCGCAGUUUGCUGAUCAGUGUACGACGGCGAAGCUUGUGGAGGACACGUGGAGGAUUGGAGUGAAAGUGAAGGUUGGGGAGGAUGGAGAGGUGGAUGGAGAGGAGGUGAGACGGUGUUUGGAGAAAGUGAUGGGUGACGGAGAAGAGGCGGAGGAGAUGAGAGAGAGUGCGGCGAAGUGGAAGAAGCUGAUGGUUGAUGCGGCUGUUGAAGGUGGACCGUCGGAUUUAAAUCUUAAAGGUUUUGUGGAAGAGGAUGUUUCUUAAUUUUAGGUUUGAAACUUUAAAUAAAGGAGAGACCAAGAUUUGUGGUGUGUUAUUACAAAGUUCUGUGGUUAAGAAACAUAAUUUUGUGGGUGUAUUAUUAUAAAUAAAAUCUAUGAGAGAGUUAAUUGUAUGAAUUAAUUCCAUUUCUGUUUUUAUUUUUUCCUCCAUAACUAUGUUUUUA
Messenger RNA from Capsella rubella, 1576 nucleotides. Its product is annotated as UDP-glycosyltransferase 75C1. The coding region runs from base 25 to 1395 and encodes 456 amino acids. The transcript has a single exon. Gene Ontology annotation, molecular function: UDP-glycosyltransferase activity. Lineage: Eukaryota; Viridiplantae; Streptophyta; Magnoliopsida; Brassicales; Brassicaceae. The record is from RefSeq and is a predicted model, not a curated record.